Messenger RNA from Paraphaeosphaeria sporulosa, 1351 nucleotides. RefSeq names its product PHP domain-like protein. Gene Ontology annotation, biological process: tRNA processing. Gene Ontology annotation, molecular function: RNA binding. Gene Ontology annotation, cellular component: nucleolar ribonuclease P complex. The transcript is spliced from 3 exons. The record is from RefSeq and is a predicted model, not a curated record. Bases 68 to 985 code for a protein of 305 amino acids. NCBI's taxonomy places the organism in Eukaryota, Fungi, Ascomycota, Dothideomycetes, Pleosporales, Didymosphaeriaceae.
CCACAUAUAAGGCGACUCACCUGCGGCUCUUCUGCGCAACGCUGCGCCGUCUUGGUUCACAGAAGCCAUGUUCCACGAUCUCAACGUCCCCUGGACAAGUGCGAAGGAGCUACAGCGUGCGGUCGCGUUUCUCGAUGAAUUAGGAUACGACGUGGUCGCUCUUACCCAUUCUUACGGCGGGCGCUUGCCCGCAGACUUGACGUCCCCCGUCCCCAAUCCCCUGCCGUUCCCAACACCGCCGCGGCUGCGUGUACUACGUCGCUGUAACAUUUUCCUCACGGAUGCAGCUUCCAACUUCCGGAUUCCGCAGCUCCAGCAGCAGUAUGAUCUGAUCGCAGCGCGGCCCACUGACGAAAAGACGCUCCAGCAAGCAUGCCAGAGUCUAGAUGUAGACAUCAUCUCUCUCGAUCUGAGCCAGAAGUUUGAGAAGCACUUCAAGUUCCCUAUGCUUGGCACCGCCAUCUCACGCGGGAUCAAGAUUGAGCUCUGCUACGGCCAAGCCAUCCUCUCCACUGAUUUGAAUGCGAAGAGAAAUGUCAUCAGCAAUGCGACACAGCUCAUCCGUGUGACCCGGGGACGUGGCCUGAUCAUGAGCUCGGAGGCAAAGAGCUUGCUGGGACUAAGGGCGCCCAGCGAUGUCAUGAAUCUGGCAUCCGUGUGGGGUCUGGGUCUGGAGAGAGGCAAGGAUGCGCUCACGAAGGAGCCUCGCAGCAUCGUGGAGUUUGCACGGCUCAAACGCCAAAGCUACAAGGGCAUUGUCGACAUAGUCUACGGGGGUGAGAAGCCGCCUGCGCAAGAGAAGGUCGUAGACAGCAAGUUGAAGAAGAGCCAGAGUAAGGACCAGAAGCGCAAGGCUCAGGACAGCCUCGAUACAACGCCGGCUCAAUCUGGGGAGGAGAAGAAGGUCUCGAACCGCCAAAUAAAAAAGAACAAGAAGGCUAAACUGAAUGCUGAACUGCAGAGCGGCACGCAGUCGUCCGCUUAAGCCGGAACAGCGCCUGAAGAGAGUUACAUGGGACCUUGAGCGCAUCUUGUUGGCAGGCUGAUCCUGCAAUUCUUAAACAAGUCUGGUCGCGAAUCCUGGAAUCGCUUCUACCAAUACCAAUGCUCUCAUCGACUUCCUCUCUGCGCGUGAGCAUGUCAUGCUGAGACUGAAACUGAGACUAGACUCUCCUCAAUGCUUUGUGCGCGAUCUCGUGUGGAGACCAUCGUUAGUGACACUGGGAUCUUCAUGUGAUAUCGAGCUAAAAGAUUAGUCGUGUAAGAUGCCGCUAACGCAUCUCGAUUAGCUUCCUCCCGUGCUACAUGAGCUGAGCAACGGGUGUAAGACGGCUAAUUCCAUGACACUUAU